AUGUACGCUGCAGGCAUCGCCAGUGUGCGCAGCCAGCCUGACCUGGCCAGUGUGCUGCAGCAAGCCUAUGCCUGGAGCCACCAUCUGUAUUUUUCUGUCCUACCAGGCAGAGAGUUCGAAGGUGAGGAAGAGUAUCUGGAGAUCCUAGGGAUCACGCGAGAGCAAUCGGGCAAGUACGAAUGCAAAGCUGCCAACGAGGUUGCUUCAGCAGACGUCAAGCAAGUCCGGGUCACUGUGAACUACCCUCCCACCAUCACAGAGUCCAAGAGCAAUGAAGCGGCCACGGGACGACAAGCCUUACUCCGGUGCGAGGCGUCAGCAGUGCCCACACCUGAUUUCGAGUGGUACAGAGACGAUACCAGGAUAAACAGCGCCAACGGUCUGGAGAUAAAGAGCACGGGGACCCAGUCUCUGCUGAUGGUGGCCAACGUCACUGAGGAGCACUAUGGGAACUACACCUGCGUGGCUGCCAACAAGCUGGGAGUCACAAAUGCCAGCCUAUACCUUUACAAGCGAGUUUUACCCACACUCCCCAAUCCUUUUCCAG
Molecule: messenger RNA, 547 nt
Organism: Nestor notabilis (Kea)
Lineage: Eukaryota; Metazoa; Chordata; Aves; Psittaciformes; Psittacidae
Product: limbic system-associated membrane protein-like
Exons: 5
Biological process (GO): homophilic cell-cell adhesion
Cellular component (GO): plasma membrane
Source: RefSeq, a predicted model, not a curated record